AUGAGAAUAGGAAACGAGCUUGAACUGAUCCAAUUGACUGGUGUGAGUGUGUUUUCAUUGCUGGUAUAUUCCACUGGGUAUCAGAAAACUCUUCUGAAUGAUUUCCUGUUUUGCAUAGUGCCUCAGUACCUUGCAGUCAUGUAUCCAGACAGUGUGGGAAACAUUUACAUAUGUCUGGCAAUGUUGAUAAGCUACUCAGGAAUUGAAAAGAAAACAAAUAGAAAUGAUCCAAAGACACGAGUAAUCGACAUGAUGCGGUUUGGAGUAUCACUUCUGGUUGUCAUUGCAAUUUAUGCAGCAGACUUUUCAAUGUUUGAUCAGAGGCUUGGAAAGCUCCAUUUCUUUGGAAUUGGGCUGAUGGACAUUGGUGUAGGCAGCUUUAUUUUCAACGGAGGGAUUGUGGGAUACAAGAACAAAUCGCGAAGGUAUUUCAAGUCAUGUCCGAUUCUCCUUGUACUUGGACUUACCAGGUACUUUGUAGUUGAGUACUUUGGAUUGAAUGUAAAUCCAAGGGAGUAUGGAAUGCAUUUGAACUUUUAUUUUCUGCUUGCAUUUGUGAACCUGAUGUAUGCGGUAAUCAGAUCAAGACACGACUUUGCUGUUGGAAUGUGCAUUAUAACAGUGUAUGAAAUGGUGCUGAAAUCCACAGGGUUGAUGCAUUUUAUACUGUCUGAUAAGAGAGAAACUCUGUUUGAAAAAAACAAGGAAGGGAUGCUUGCAAUUAUUCCGUAUCUCUCUAUAUUCCUGAUGGCCACAGCGGUUGGCAAGAUAUGUUUUUCUGAUCUAAAGAGGUACAUGAAAGGGCUUAGGAUGCUGGGAAUUACUGCGAUUUUUGGGUUUCUGUAUGUUAUGUUCAGCAUGAUGAAUGAAGCGUCUCGAAGACUAGGGAAUGGUGCUUUUGUGUUUUGGAUUCUUGGUCUUCACAGUCUACACAUGACGGUUUAUUUGCUUUUUGAGAGCAUGGUUGAUCUGCACGUACCUUUAGUGAUGCGAUUCAGCAGUUCGAAUAUGAUGUUUGUGUUUUUGUUUUCAAACCUGCUGGUUCUUGCAGGGAAUGUAAUGUUUGAACUGAAAGCGUUUUCUUCAUUACUGUCUCAUGUGAAUAUGCUUAUGUACUUAGUGAGUGUUUUUGUGAUUCCUGCGGUUUUUGCAAAUGCAUUUGACCUGAGGCGCAUUGGUCUUAAGUAUAGGGCGUGA
This is a messenger RNA of Ordospora colligata OC4, 1197 nucleotides long. RefSeq lists its product as uncharacterized. Lineage: Eukaryota; Fungi; Microsporidia; Ordosporidae. Gene Ontology annotation, cellular component: membrane; endoplasmic reticulum. Gene Ontology annotation, biological process: GPI anchor biosynthetic process; protein localization to plasma membrane. Gene Ontology annotation, molecular function: glucosaminyl-phosphatidylinositol O-acyltransferase activity. The record is from RefSeq and is a predicted model, not a curated record. The coding region runs from base 1 to 1197 and encodes 398 amino acids. The transcript has a single exon.